UCUGCAGUGUUACAUUCUAUUAUACUACACCAAAAUGGCCACAGUCAUUCAAAACCCUCUGAAAUCGCAGUCCAGUGGAGCAGUUAUGAAGAACAGUCUAGGAGAGGAGUUCUACCGAGAAGCCAUUGAGCACUGCAGAAGCUACAACACGCGGCUGUGUGCAGAGAGGAGCAUGCGGCUGCCGUUUCUUGACUCCCAGACUGGCGUGGCGCAGAACAACUGCUACAUCUGGAUGGAGAAGACCCAUCGAGGCCCAGGACUGGCUCCAGGACAGAUCUACACUUACCCUGCCCGCUGCUGGCGUAAGAAAAGGCGGUUAAACAUCCUUGAAGACCCUCGGCUGCGGCCCUGUGAGUUUAAAAUCGACUGUGAAACGGUUCUAAAGAAGGAGAACGCUCUCCCGGAGGGGCCUGUAUUGGAGUCUCUGCUCAGUUCCGAGUCCCUGGAGAAAAAGGUGGAGAUGAAAGAUGAAGAGAGUAUGAGUGAAUGCCAGGCCUAUGGCAUUGGAGUGAUGAGGAAAAGGCAGGACCCCAUCUCUCUGGAGGACAGGGACAAGCCAUACGUCUGUGACAUUUGUGGUAAGCGCUACAAGAAUCGACCGGGACUCAGUUACCACUACACACACACACAUCUUGCAGACGAGGAAGGAGAAGAAGACUCUGAACGGCAUACACUCCCCUUCCACCGGAAGAACAACCACAAGCCCAAGAAAGCCCCUGAUGGAUCAGUCAUUCCGAAUGGGUAUUGUGAUUUCUGUUUGGGCGGCUCCAAGAAGACAGGCUGCCCCGAGGACCUCAUCUCCUGUGCGGACUGCGGCCGCUCAGGUCACCCAUCCUGCUUGCAGUUCACGGUGAACAUGACGGCAGCGGUACGGACCUAUCGCUGGCAGUGCAUCGAAUGCAAGUCCUGCAGCUUGUGUGGAACCUCUGAAAAUGACGACCAGUUGCUCUUCUGUGAUGACUGCGACAGAGGCUAUCAUAUGUACUGUCUGAGCCCCCCAAUGUCGGAGCCCCCUGAAGGAAGCUGGAGCUGCCAUCUGUGUCUGCGUCAGCUGAAGGAGAAGGCCUCGGCCUACAUCACGCUUACCUAAGCCUCCACAGAGGGUCCGCUCUUGGCAAACGGCGGGCUUGGGAACGGAGUUUUUCCCUGCUGGCUCUGCUGGGUCUUACUGCUGGUUUAUUUAUUUUACCAGUUUGCUUGGAAUUUUCUUUUAUUUAACUGAAUUUUUGAAUGAAUGACUUUUGGUUUACUUUCUUGUGCUGCCAUAAGAACUGCUCCCCAUCGCCCCCUACCUAUUGUUAAAGCAACUAAUAUUUAUUAAUUUAAAAAAAAGAUAGAGAAAAAGAAACAUUUUUUGAAUAUUAUACUGAUACUUAACUAUUAGCUAAUAAAUGUAGAUUUAGGGAACGCGACAGAGCGCCUUCAGCUGUGCCUGUGACGUUUUCUUAGCAGAAAUCAAAAGGAAGGAGGUGUAGUUUUGACAGAUGACCAGUAAAGGAUCAGCUUUUGUGAACACGCCGUGCGAAUGCUGCCGGUCAUCAUGUGGCGCCUUUCUUAGCGAUUGCUCAACCUGGUAAUUGACAAUUUUACUGAAAUGAAAAGGAGUGAUGGGCACGAGCUUAAUUAAAAGUCCGUACAGCCGGGCUGCGCUCCUUACGCGGUUCACAACCCCAAAGAAAACGACCCGAGCACAGCUGAACGACCUUUCAGUUCCCCCCGUGUUUCUUAUCUCGAUAACAUGCAGUACCGUUCUGAGAGAAUGAGGCAGGGGUUUGGGGUAAUGUGGUUCUAGCUUAGUUUGCACCUGUGUCCUUCUGGAUGCUUCCAGAUCUUGAAAUUCUCAUCAUGGUGGUCAUAACACGUUUUGUUUUUCUUUAUUGUCAUUUGGAUUUGUUUCCUGAUAUGUUGUCUUGUGACCUUCACACUAGCAAUCGAGCUGGCAAGCAGACAUUCUGGCGUAGACGACAAAAUGACAUGAAUAACGGGAAUUGUCCGAUUAAGGGAGUGAGGUCAGGGGCCUCGUCUGUGUUGAACUGCUCUGUAAAGCUUAGUAUUGUAUUUUUUUCCCCAACAUUUUGAGCACACCGGUGCCCUCGGUAGGCCGUCUCUUAUCUUCCUUUUGUUUUAUUUUAUUUUUUUGCUUUACGUUUUUCUUUUUUUUGCUCAAAUUGAUCCAAGCUUCCCACCUCCACCUGAAUAGAAUUUCGAAACCUCCGUCUGACGUGACGCGCUUGACACCUGCAUUGUGAUUACUUUGUUUAGCUGGCAAAUGUGCAGCUGCUUACCUGUAAAGUUACCCGUCAGGAAUGGGGCACCCGCUGAGCUUCUGUAUGAGACGGG
This is a messenger RNA of Erpetoichthys calabaricus (reedfish), 2340 nucleotides long. It is a transcript of the gene dpf1, whose product is annotated as double PHD fingers 1. The record is from RefSeq and is a predicted model, not a curated record. NCBI's taxonomy places the organism in Eukaryota, Metazoa, Chordata, Cladistia, Polypteriformes, Polypteridae. Gene Ontology annotation, cellular component: nBAF complex. The coding region runs from base 35 to 1090 and encodes 351 amino acids. Gene Ontology annotation, biological process: nervous system development. The transcript has 11 exons.